Messenger RNA from Momordica charantia (bitter melon), 2337 nucleotides. It is a transcript of the gene NHL8, whose product is annotated as NDR1/HIN1-like 8. The record is from RefSeq and is a predicted model, not a curated record. Gene Ontology annotation, molecular function: protein binding; ubiquitin-protein transferase activity; zinc ion binding. NCBI's taxonomy places the organism in Eukaryota, Viridiplantae, Streptophyta, Magnoliopsida, Cucurbitales, Cucurbitaceae. Gene Ontology annotation, biological process: protein ubiquitination.
AUAGAGACAGGAGAUUGUUCAUAAGAAAAAGUUCUGAUUGUGUGAACUUACGUGCCGUGGGCUGGGGCGGUAGUAUUGAUCUGAUCAUUUGAUCAUGCGCAGCCGCAGCCGCAGCCGUCCACUAUUAAUCCAAGUUUGAAGACUGAAUUCGAGUUCUUCCGAACAAAAUCGUCAACCCUUCGCCGCCUUCAAUCCAAUCGAAGUUCUGCCGGAAUUCGCAAUGAGAAAAACCGGAAGAGGAGGGUGGCGGGAUGAUCAGAAUCGAACCUGGGUCGCCAAACACGGGAAUCAAACACACAAUCACUCUUCUUCCUCCGCCCCCCAACGCUCCGACCUCAGAAAUCGUCCUUAUACCAGUCGGAAUUCCAAUUACGCGUCUCCUAGUCGCCGCCCCCACGCCUCCCGUUCCCAGUUUGUCCAGAAAGCAGAGGCGAAUGCUUUGGCUGAUACAGUAGAAUCUUUAACUUGUGAUGAAAAGCAUGAUACGGGUUCGAACAGUGAGAUUAAAGAAGAGGGAAUUGGAAAUUCGGAGUCAGGUGAGGCCAGGGACGAUGUUUACACUAGGUUGGAGAUGCUGCAGCUAAAUUCUAAGGAGCCGGAGUUGUCGGAGGAGCAGCUCAGGAUCAACGAUCAGUUGCAGGAAGAUGAGUUGCUGGCUUUGGAGUCCAUAUAUGGAGAAAAUGUAUACAUUCUUGAUGAACAAAGAGGGCAGCACUGUUUCCAGAUUUCCAUUCACAUUGAGAGUCCUGGUGAAAUUUCUGUUACUGCAAAGCUUAACUCACCUGGUGCUGUUGAGAUCAAAAGUAUUAAUUCUGAUGACUUCUCUUGUUCUUUCAAAGUCAAGUAUCUUAUCCCCAUUGUUUUAACCUGUUUAUUACCUAAAUCAUAUCCUAGUCACCUACCUCCAUAUUAUACGAUCUCCAUUCAGUGGUUGGAAUCUGCUAGAAUUUCCAGUCUUUGCUCCGUGCUGGAUGGGAUAUGGACUGAACAAGUGGGGCAGGAAGUUGUAUAUCAAUGGGUAGAAUGGCUACAAAUGUCUUCUCUGGCUUAUCUUCAGCUGGAUAAAGAGAUAACGCUUGGUCCUUAUGACAAGAGACAUUCAGGAGAUGUGCGUGCAGUUUCAGGAAGCGUUUCUCCAGAAGUUGAUGUUCCUGCAAUAAAAAAUUACGACAAUCAGAAACGUGAUGAGGACUUCUGCAUGAACUUGCAGGAAUGCUGCAUCUGUUUAAGUCAGUAUGCAGGUACGAAGUUUGUAAGAUUUCCAUGUAAGCAUUACUUUUGUUGGAAAUGCUUGGAGACAUACUCAAGAAUGCAUGUCAAGGAAGGCACCAUAAGCAAACUCAAAUGUCCAGAUGCCAAAUGCGAUGUUAUGCUGCCUCCUGGUCUGUUGAAGCAAUUACUUGGUGAUGAAGAGUUUGAAAGAUGGGAAUCCAUGUUGCUCACAAAAACACUUGAAUCAAUGUCAGAUGUGGUCUAUUGCCCUAGGUGUGAAACCCCCUGCUUAGAGGACGUAGAUCAUGAUGCUCAAUGCUCAAAGUGUUUCUUUAGUUUUUGUACACUCUGUAGGGAGCGACGUCAUGUCGGAAUUGAAUGUAUGACUCCAGAAAUGAAGCUUCUUCUUCUUCAGGAGCGUCAGAAUUCAUCUCAGUUAAGUAAUAAUCAAAGACAAAAGGAACGCGAGAUGAUAAAUGAGCUUCUUAGUGUCAAGGAAAUUCUUCGUGAUGCCAAGCAAUGCCCGUCUUGUAAAAUGGCUAUAUCUCGGACUGAGGGUUGCAAUAAGAUGGUGUGCAAUAACUGUGGACAGUAUUUCUGUUACCGAUGUAGCAAGGCAAUUGAUGGAUAUGAUCAUUUCAGGGAGGGCACAUGUGAACUGUUCCCACAAGAAACCAUUCAACAGUGGGAAGAACGCAUGAAUAUACGGCAGGUGAUGGGCCAGAUCCAAGCAGAACUUUUUCCUGAACAUGGUCAUCCAUGUCCUAAUUGUGGUCAACUUAAUGCCAAGGUUGGGAAUAACAAUCACAUACGUUGCUGGGCAUGUCAAAAUCACUACUGCUAUUUAUGCAGAAAAGUUGUGAAGCGCAGCUCCCAGCACUAUGGUCCCAAGGGAUGCAAACAACACACAGUGGAUUGAUUUUUAACUUUUCGAGUUCAACAGAAACGCUCAAAAAUAAUUGGUGCUUUUACCAGAACCUUCAGAUUGCCAUAUUUUGUAAAGCUUUUAUUUCUUUUAAUACUUGAAAGCUGUAAUAUUUUCCACCUUUUUUUAAUUUCUCCUUUCUUCAUUUUUGAUCGAGAGACAAUGCUAGUUCUAAUUUAAUAUUCUAAAGUUUCAUCGUA